Cephus cinctus (wheat stem sawfly) is the source of this 1300-nucleotide messenger RNA. Its product is annotated as leukocyte receptor cluster member 1. Bases 291 to 1199 code for a protein of 302 amino acids. The transcript has 3 exons. The record is from RefSeq and is a predicted model, not a curated record. NCBI's taxonomy places the organism in Eukaryota, Metazoa, Arthropoda, Insecta, Hymenoptera, Cephidae.
ACCGGUUUAGUUAACACUGAUCUAAAAGAAUUAACCAAUCUUAAAUAUUCCUUACAAGUAGUAAUGUCUAUGAUUUGUCUAUUCUUUUAGAUCAGUAUUAACUAAACCGGUUAGGUCCGUCGUCUAAACGUAGUCUCUCUGACACUUUUCGAAUUGGAGAUUUCCUAUGACGAUAAUGCAGUUUUUUCAGUCCAAAUUCAAUUCCUUUAGUAACAAACCCUGUUUAUUGUGUAUGUUGGGUUAUGUGUGACUGGAGUACACGUCAAAUUGUGACAGUUUAUUAGAUAAAAAUGAAUAUUUUGCCAAAAAAACGAUGGCACGUUCGAACGAAAGAGAAUAUCGCCCGCGUACGUCGCGAUGAAGCACAAGCAGCAGAAGAAGAAAACGAUAGGAAGGCCAGGAUACGAAAAGCUGAAACCGAAGCACGAAUAAAUUUGUUGAGGGAUCGUGCAAAGAGCAAACAUGGAGAUAGUGAAGAAACCAAAACAGAAGAAUCUUCAGAAAGUACUGAAAAGUUAGAGCAUGUUAAUUUCUUUGCUGAUCUUGAACAAGGGAAAGUUGAUUAUUCAAAGCCUAAUCAAGAACAUGAAAAGGAGAAGAAGGAGGAGAAAGAAAAGUAUGAAAAGCAAAUUGGAUAUUUGACGUAUCUUGGUCAAGAUACCGAUGAAGCAACAGGAAGAAAGAAGUGGUAUGAUGAAUUACCUAGAAGAUUAACUGACACAGAAAAGCAUGUGGAAAUUGAAACAAAACGAAAAUCUUUUGAUGAUCCUUUGGGCGAUAUCAAAAAAUAUCUACGCAUUAUGGGGUCAUCUGCAGGUGAUUCUGGUUCAAGGAGUAAGAUUAGUGAUGAGAGAAAGAAACGGAAACGUGAAACUGAUAGUUCGGAUGAGAAAACUAAUGUUAAAUUAAAACAAAAAAAGCAUAGCAAGAAGUCAAAGAAGCAUAGUCGCUCAAAAGAAGUAGAAUUGGUAUCUAGUACUGUCAAACCAGCAUUUGAUAUUGAAAAACUCAGAGCAGAACGAUUACUCAGAGAACGUGCAGAGAAAUUAAAAACUGAAGCGUUACUAGCGAAAAUGCGUGGUGAUCCUGUACCCGUUGCAUCUAAAUCAGUUCCCAAACCUGUUGUCAAACAAAGAUACCAUUCCCAAUUCUUCCCAGAAAUUGCCAGACAAAAUGUAGAAAGAUCACCAAGGCGUUAGGUGCAUAAAUUACGAAUAUGCGGGUAUAUGCCAUUUGUUAACGUGCUGAACAUUAUGUAUAUUCAAUUAUAUUGUUACAUUAAAAAUUGAUAUAAGAUGAA